Messenger RNA from Esox lucius (northern pike), 5752 nucleotides. RefSeq names its product ubinuclein-2. The transcript is spliced from 15 exons. Gene Ontology annotation, cellular component: nucleus. Lineage: Eukaryota; Metazoa; Chordata; Actinopteri; Esociformes; Esocidae. The record is from RefSeq and is a predicted model, not a curated record. Bases 293 to 4003 code for a protein of 1236 amino acids.
UCUCUGAUAUUUUAUUUACUCCUGAAAUCCAAGAUGGCUGCUUUGAAUGUCUCGGUCCCAUAGCAAUUGAGGAUGCAAGUAGCUACUGAAAAAACAACUUUUCCCCUGCCAUCUCAUCCCCUGCAAUUUAAUUCGAAUGGUGCGGAGGACCCCCUUACAUCUUACUAGUCACUAAUUAGGCAUUGCAUCUUCGCGUAAACCCCUUCAAUUCGCCAAUUUGAAGUAGUUUCGCGAAGUAGCUCGUGCUGUCGCUGUCUGUCCGGAGCGAGGUUCAGACAGGCAGCUCAUCCAAAUGGCCGAACCGAGAAAAGUACAAUUUGUCACCCUCUCGGCCUUCGCUACGGGAUCAGCCACGGAGUCUAGGAAACGCCGGUUAGAGGAUGACGAGGCCGACAUCGACUUGGAUGGAGAUGGAGAGGUCGACUCUACCGCGACCGGGGCAGGAGGUGGCAGUGGGCUUUUCGGCAAAACUGACGACAAGGACAACGCUAAACCAAAACGGAUUACCGUACGAUUGAACCUUUCUCUGUCCGAGCCCAGUGAUCAAUCGUCGGCGGAGUUUAACUACGCCGAACUCCUCCAAAACAUCCAGGCAAAGAAGAAUUCUCAUACCCCAACUCAAACGUCAGCUCCCUUUUCUCGGCCUCCUGCCCUUGACCCUAACGACCCAUUUAACGACGACGAGAGAGAACGACUGCAGGUGGAGGCCAUGGCCAAGAGGUUUGAGAGCAAAUAUGGCAAUGUGAACGCGGCAGGGAAGAAGAAGAGGAAGGACAGAAUGCAGGAUCUGAUUGACAUAGGCUUUGGCUAUGACGAGACGGACCCAUUCAUCGAUAACUCAGAGGCUUAUGAUGAGCUGGUCCCGGCCUCACUGACCACCAAACUGGGAGGCUUCUACAUCAACACGGGGACGCUGCAGUUCAGAGCGGCGUCCGAGUCCGAGGGCGAAGACGGUGCCAAGGACGGCCAACCCUGGGUGAAGAAGCUGAAGGAUGGUGACGAGCAAGGGAUCAAGAGAAGAAAGAGGAAAGAAGGGAACAGCUUGGAGGAGAAAAAACCCAAGAAAAUCAGAGUUCCAAAACCAGGUGUCUCUUCUCUGAUGAACAUCCACCGGCCAGAGAAGAAGAAGAGGAAGAAACUGAUGAAGGACUCCCUUUGCUUGGCGGCCAUGCUGUGCCGCUUUACCCGGGAGAAGCAGGAGAUGAGGAAGAUGACCACCGGCGCGCCACAACCUGGCCUGGGUAGCUCCCUGAACAAUGCCUCGCGAGCCAAUCACCCCCUGCCUAACUCCAACCUGCACGCCACCGCGGCUAACAACGAAGUCUCAUUGGCCGAGCUCACCGCGGACCCCGCCAUGAUGUCACUGCUGUGCUCGCCCAGUGACCAGGAGCUCCAGGACCUUCUGGGUGACCUGGAGUUCAUGGAAUCCGCGGGCAAUUUGGACGGCUGCAUGCCUGAAGGGGAGAACAGCCUCGUUGGAAGUGGAGUUUCAGGGCAUAAGGCAGGUGGGGGGUUAGGAAGAGGGCCUGGGGCCUCAGGGGGUCAUCUACACCCCCCUCCGCUUCCCGACGGCCUGCCCCCCCCCCUCAUCAAGCGCAUCGAGGACCUGCGGAUGGCCUCGCGUCAGUUUGAUCAGGAGGGGAGAAAGAAAUUCUUCACCCUGGAUAUGAAUAACAUCCUGCUGGACAUCGAGCUCCAGGUGCAGGAGCAGCCGACGGCGGUGCGGGAGCAGGUCUACUCCCACCUGGAGGCCUUCGUGCCCUGCAACAAGGAGGCACUGCUCAAGCGUCUGAAGAAGCUCAGCCUGAACAUCCAGGACGAUCGUCUCCGCGCGCCCCUGCUGAAGCUGAAGCUGGCCGUGUGUGCCGUGAUGCCCGAGCAGAUCCAGCGCUACAACGUGGACUGCAUGGCCAAGGCCGCCAACAGGCAGCCGCAGCCCAUGGAAGGAGAGAAGAACGGCUCGGAGGAGGAGGACGAGGGCAAGCCCGGGAAGAGGAUGAUGGGCCCGCGGAAGAAGUUUGUCUGGGAUGACAAGCUCAGGUCUCUGCUCUGUAGCCUUGUCCGGGUCAAGCUGAGCUGCUAUGAGCUGGAGGCAUCCCAGUGUUCUCUGUCAGUGGAGGACUACCUGAAAGCCUUCAUGGAGAACGAGGUCAAACCACUGUGGCCCAAAGGCUGGAUGCAGGCCCGCAUGCUGUUUAAAGAGAGUCGGGCCGUACACAGUCACCUGACUGGGAACAUGGUCAAGAAGAGGAUGCUCCCCAUCCCCCGGGCUAAAGCAAAGGAGGGCCAGUGGACCCAGCAGAGACCCAGCCUCCCCGCGACUACAACCCCCUCCCUCCCCCAUGUCCCCACCGCCCCCUCGGUCAUCCAAGCCCGCCGGCCCCCCUCCUCCCCGUCGGAGCCCAUCUGCCUGUCCGACUCGCUGGACGAGGACCUCAGUGCCCCCUCGCUGGACUCCAUCUCCCAUGCCCUGGCCUUCCUCAGCCAGGCCGCCAAGGGCCUGGGUCCUCACGGGGGCCCCGGCGACCUCACCCUCACCUCGCCACUGUCCCCCCCGCCCCUCCAGAUGCCCAACUCCUCGCCCCCCUCCGUCACCCCCCACUACUCCUCGACCUCCUCGUCCGUUCUCACGUCGCACUCCCUCCCCAAGGCGAACGCCGCCUCGUCCGCCCCGACGUCGUCUGUCGCGACCACGCCGUCUACCUCUCCCGCCGCGUCCUCGCCGGGCCGCAUGCAGUUGGCGGGCGUCACGUCGGUGUCCCGCGGCUCCGACGGGCCAUACAGCACCACGAAGCUCCCGGGGUCGGCGGCGCAGACUCCGAGGCACAGCGUCGGCGCGGCCGCUCACCGGCCGGGGGGCGUGGUCGGAGGGAGCAAGCUCCACCCGCCAGCGUCCCCGUCCCAGCCCACCAAGCAGCGCCCGCCUCCCACGGCCUCUCCUCUCCUGCCGCCCCACCAGAAGGCGGCGCUGGGCUUGGGGGCGGGUCUUCCAGGGCCAGGGAAGAGCGCUGCCAAAGCCGUCAGUGGCAGUAACGGCAGCGCCGCGAUGAGCACCGCGACCUCCUCCGCCCCCCAGUCCCGCGGCGCCAACUCCCACCCCCAGCAGCCCUCCUACCUGACCUCCCCUGUGGCCACCUCCCAGACCUCCUCCAGCCAUCAGGGCAAAGCCAACCCGCCACACCAGUCCAACUUCAUCACGCCCAUGCAGGCCACGCUCACCAAGUCCUCCCACAGCAGCAAUGCCUCCCCCAUCAUCAAGCUCACCCCUAGGCCACCCGCCCCCACCCCUCCUCCGCCCACCUCCUCGUCCCCCACCUCGUCGUCCUCCUCCUCCUCUCCCUCCCACACCCUCCUGUCUCACUCGCAGAUGAUGGCCAGCCCACUCCAGUAUCAGUCUCCCAAGACCCCUGGCUUCCGCUCCCCGUUCAGCAUCCCGGGGGGGGGUCAGGUGAAGGGCCAGGGCUGUUACAGCUUCGCCGGGGGCCAAAAGGCUCCGACCGUUAUUAGCAGCAGUAGCUCCAACAGCAGUCCCUUGGGCAUGUCGCCCGUCUCCAGUCGCCCGGACAGCAGCCCCUCCCCCUCCGUGGUCUCGUCCAGUCACGGGCCAAGGCAGAGGGCCGUGGGUGGUGCCAAGGCAGUGAGCAGUCGGGCGCCGAUGGCGACCAUGGCAGCACCCCCGGUCACCUCACAUCUAACACAGGUGUCUUCUGGAAGCCCCCUCCUGGGGGGUCCAUUAGGCUUUGGGAUGCUGGGGGGGCUGGUGCCUGUCUCGCUGCCCUUCCAGUUCCCCUCGCUACUCAACUUUUCUCCCCCCGGAGCUCCGGGGGUCAGCGGCUUGGGCACAGGAGCCAACUCAGGAUACACCCUCGCACAGAGUGACUUAAUGGAGCUGUAUAAGAGUCUCCAGUCAGGUUCACAAGCUGCUCUACCUCCUCACUUGCAGCUUGCUUUCUCAGAUGCCAACCAAAGCCCAGGUGGCGACAUGAAGAGGAAGUCCCACUGACCGAUGGAGAUGCAGAACGGAGAGUGACAACGCAUCCUCUUCUGGAGACAUCCACUACGUCGGGGGGCGGGGGGGGCACUUUGAUUGGACAGACAGACCCAAUGAUGUAAUACAGGAGGGAGGAGCCUCUCCCUUCGAUACAGACGGACUUUAGGAAUCACUUCCCUCUCACUAUGGCGAUCUAUUAAUUUAAUUUAAUGGUAUUUUUUAUGAUUACUGGGUUAAAGCUGGGCCUGGGGGGGGGGGUUAUUAUGAUGAACUUUGAACCUUUUUCUUGUCAACAUGUUUACAUGACCGACCUUUAUCACUGUGGAAUGAAAUAGGACAGGGAGGACAGGGUUGUAUUCACUAGGCAUCAAAUGGAAGACAUCUGGCCCGGACAGGGAGGGGCUGCCUAAAGCGGAAAACACCUGUUUCACUUCCAAAAAAACGGGCCCCCCACGCGGUUCCCUAAUAAAUAUGACCCGAGAGAGUAUGCUAACAAGUCAUUUCAUUUGUUUUUAAGUCAAUGUGGAAUUAAACUUUUUUUUUCUUUCCACUUCAGCCAUUAGAAGUAUUUCUGUGGUUGUGUAGCCUCUCAAUGUGAGAAAGGCAGUUAUUUACCGAUGUGGGAUGGUGUGUCCAUAGAGCUGUACCGUUUUAAAGUCGCCUCUGCUCCCCACAACUGACUGUUAGGGUAGUCUAGAUAAUAUUAAUAUUGAUAAAUUAUUUGUAAUUUACACAGGGACAAAAAAAAUGUUUAUGAGGUGUGUGUGUGAGUGAGUGGGAUUGAAUGUGUGUACAUAAACAACAUAUUAUAAUGUACUGUAUUUUCUUUCCAGGUCAGUCUGUGAUAUGGUUGAGUGUGAGAAUUGCAUAUUCAAUGUGUGUGUGUGUGUGUGUUUUCCCCUCUCCUGCUCAGCUUGUCUGAGGCUGUAUAUUCACACUGGACCUUUUCGGUAGGAAAAAAAAACUUGAACUGUAGAAGCUAGAUUCCUCUUAUGGUUGGAGGAGUGGAGAGUGAGAGGGGGAGAGUGAUGCGAGAUUGUAGCCUACUUGAACUUUAUUUUUUAAAUGUAAUUGUUAAUUAAUUUACUUUGUAAACCGCUUAUCAACUCAAACACACUCACAACUCAAUAUAACAAAACGCCUUAGUUUGUAAGUUUUAUUGAAGAACUAUGCAGGACUAUAAAUGCUUCAAUGCAAAAGUGCAAGUUGUCGCUUGGCUUUCAACCUCUUUUUCAACUGUCAGCGUAUUUUCUGGUAGUUGUGAUUGUUUGGUGUGUGGGUGGGUGUGCUGGAUGUAUGUCAGACUCCUUUUUCCACCUUAAGACCUCCUUACCUACUGAAUACCUCUUGAAACUGUUCUUCCUUCUUCCCCUCUUCCAAUAUCUGUACAUCGAUCAUUCUUCAUCCCCCACUUCAGAUGUCUGUAUGAAUUCCAACCAGCUGCACCAGGAACGGCACCAAAGAGGAGUUUCAUUGCAAUUGAUGGGGUGCGUUGGUCUGUGUGUGUGUACAUGUGUUUGUUUCAACAUUCUCUUCUAAUUGUACAUCGAUGAGUGUUGUCACUCUGUGGUCUGUCAGAUUGUCAUGGUGAAGAAAACUUUUUCAUUUCUGUAACUGGAGCAGGGGGUGACAUUUUGAAGCUUUUACGCUUCGGGGCGGGUAAAAAUGACAUUUCAUGGUAACUGGUUACAGUGAUUAAUUCGGUCUCUUUUGUAGAUUAUUUUUGUGUCGAUUAUGGAAUAAAAAUGUUUUGUUUUCAGA